CUACAAAACCUGUCCCUCUUCAGUGCUCCGGUCGUCCCGAUUGCCCAUUUCACCCUCGCUAACGAUCAGCUCGCACCUCAGCGUCAAUUCGAUCCUCCUGCUGCCUCCUUCCAUCUUUGAAUCCUCUAUUUCUAUCCCUGCCGUACCCUUUAAUUGUUUCUUUGUCAUAUGUUACAGUUUGGCUGCUGCAACGCCACAACGUAUAUGUCGCAGCCAUCUCCCGCGACAUUUCCGGUGCCGCCUUUGUGAUCCGAGCUAUCUUGACGAUUUCCUGCUUCGUCUUCAUAUUUAUCGAUCCCGUUGGGUUUACACGAUGUCUUUCAGAGCGCAAGAGCUGUACAAGAAGUUCGCGCGUAAGGUGGGAAAGGACGUGCCGGCGGAGGUGAUGGAGACGGUAAAGAAGUGCCUCCCUAACAGCAAGAUUGUCAUGGGAAGAGCGAAGCGCGGCAUCUUCGCUGGGCGGCACAUCCAGUUUGGCAAUAAGAUCAGUGAGGAUGGUGGAAACAAGUCCAGAAGAACAUGGAAGCCAAAUGUGCAGCAGAAGCGUCUCUUCAGCUAUAUUCAUGACCGCCACAUCCGUGUAAAAGUUACCACUCACGCACUGCGAUGCAUCGACAAAGCUGGCGGCAUUGAUGAGUACCUCCUGAAGACACCCUAUCACAAAAUGGAUACCGAGCUGGGCGUUUUAUGGAAGGCGAAGGUAGAGAAAAUGUACGAGGAGUUCAGCAAUAUGGAGGUGGGAUUCUUCGCCCCAGAAGAGGAAGCCAAGAUUGCAAAGGGCUUUGAGGAGUACAAGAUUGCUAAGAGGGAUGCGAGGAGGGAAAGUAGAAGAGCUUUGGCGAGCCAGAAACGGAUCGAGGAAGGGACGAAGAGUACUGUUGAUGUUAAGGAUGGGGAGGUUGAAGCUCCAGCCACAUCAUGAAGAGAGAAAUGGCAUUUUAUGUAAUUUUAAUUCUGCAGGAAAUCAGGCAAAUGACAGUUUUCUGGGACGUCUCUCCGAAAAACCAUUAGCAGUUGCUGCAAAAUAGAGUAAAUAAAAUAAAUUCAAUGCUCAA
This is a messenger RNA of Dendrobium catenatum, 1055 nucleotides long. RefSeq names its product 54S ribosomal protein L24, mitochondrial. The record is from RefSeq and is a predicted model, not a curated record. The transcript has 2 exons. Gene Ontology annotation, cellular component: mitochondrial large ribosomal subunit. The coding region runs from base 314 to 922 and encodes 202 amino acids. NCBI's taxonomy places the organism in Eukaryota, Viridiplantae, Streptophyta, Magnoliopsida, Asparagales, Orchidaceae. Gene Ontology annotation, molecular function: structural constituent of ribosome.